UUACAUUAAGAACCAUUGUUACGAAUUGUCGAAUUAUUUCUUGGCUUACUUGGGCUUACUGAAGCUCGCUGAUCUGACGGCGCAUUGUUAAUGCGAAACAUGUCCUUUCUGUACAGACAGGAAAUACAAUCGCUACAGGAGAGAAUGCAAAACACUUUCAUAAUUGGCGUAAUUAUUAGUACCACGAAUGUAAGAACGUUUGACGCCACUCAAACGAAAUUUAACAAGGGCGAACGCAGCGUGUGGUCAUUCAUUUUGCGGGAUUCCGAGAAGGAUUUUAUUAAUGUGACUGUAUGGGGUAAUACGGAAUUUGUGAAAAAACUAUCGUCUACAUUUAAUAUUGGAUCAGUAGUGGAAGUAAUAAGCCCGAAAAUUGUGAAACGCCAGCCUAACGACAGAAAUGAACAAUUUAUACCAUCUACUUCUAGUCCUUUUACUUUAAUCGUAAAUGAGGGUAUAGCUCUCAUACAGAAGCACGACGCGCCCACUCAUGAACAAUACAAAAACUUAUUGAUGCAACCUGUCAAAAGCGUGACGUCCGUGAAAAGCUUGAAAGCCAUUCUAGACAAUAUCGAGGCUUUGUGCGAUCAUUUUGUCGACCUUUUAGUCGUCGUUACAUUUAUUGCCGAUACGCGCAAUAUAAUGACCCGGGAUGGACGAGCUUUACUGUGUCGCAGUUUCGAAGUCACAGAUGGAUCGACGGACAAUGCGGUGUCAUUAAUACUGUGGGAAAAAGACUGGGUCGAGAGAUCCGCGUUUUGGGAACCAAAACGAACAGUAUUGUUCUUGAUCGACGCUCGUAUCGCGUAUGAUGAAUAUAAGAAAAAAAUGGCGCUAAGUAUUUCAAGACAAACGCUGAUCAUGGAGUGCCCAAACAUACCUCAAGCUGCAGAGAUUAGAAAUGCAGUGCAGCGUUAUGAUCCUGAUUCCAUAUGCAGUGAUCCAUUUGCCGUACCAAAUCCGGACACAAUCACGACUGUGAUGACAGUACAACAAAUCACGGAGAAGCUGCAGAAGAAGGUAACCGUAGAGGGUGAGAGAUUGCAAUUCGCGGCGAUCGUGAAAGUUUCAGUGACUGAAAUGAAUUUGGACGGCUCACUUCAAGAUGUGAUAUCUAUAAAGUGCGCUUUAUGUAAAAAAGUCGUUACGGAUGUGCAAGAUUCUUGUAUGAACUUGAGUUGCCCUGCGGGCAACGGAAUCCGGACGCCAUUGAAUACUACAAAGUUUAACAUAAAAGUUAAUUUGAAGGACGACACUGGAUAUCUUAUUGGGUGUCGCUUGAUCGGUGACGUUGCAGAGCGAGUUUUGGGUUGUACAGUUGAAGAGUUUCAGGCAAUGACAGUAGAAAACCGCGGUGAAUUGAAGUGGUUAUAUUUGUUAGAAAAGUGUAAUGUUUGCUUGCACAUUCUUGGACCGACAUCUGCCUUUCCACGUGCUUUGUACAAUAUUUUAUCUAUUCAACCUUGUUCCGAGGAAACGGAGGAAGCAAUCGAACAAACUACAGCUAUGCUCGAGAAUUAAAAAUCAAUAUUCCUUUCUAA
Linepithema humile (Argentine ant) is the source of this 1541-nucleotide messenger RNA. RefSeq names its product hold'em (gene hdm). NCBI's taxonomy places the organism in Eukaryota, Metazoa, Arthropoda, Insecta, Hymenoptera, Formicidae. The record is from RefSeq and is a predicted model, not a curated record. Gene Ontology annotation, biological process: resolution of meiotic recombination intermediates. Gene Ontology annotation, molecular function: single-stranded DNA binding; single-stranded DNA 3'-5' DNA exonuclease activity.